GGCAUCGUCUCAGUAGCUCAGCAUCCUUUGGAAGCGGACCCCAGUCCUCCUCUGAUUAAAGCGGUAUCCGGGGAGUCUGAACACGCAUUGAAUACUGUCAACUAGAUAACCUGCCUCACUGCAGUUGGGGUGACCCAGGGUUUAAUUAAGUAUUCCCUUUAUAUGUUUUAAAAAUGAUGGCAUGCACCGAGAUGAUCACGAUGUGCCUCCAGUCUGCAAAACAGCAGCACCUGCGCUCCAAGCAGCAGCAACCACUGCUGCAGAAGAAAACCCCAAGCCAAGGGCUAUCCAUUCUCCACGAUAUUUUUCGACGAGCUGACAAGAAUGAUGACGGGAAGUUGUCCUUUGAGGAAUUUAAGACAUAUUUUUCAGAUGGGAUCCUCAGUUUAGAGGAACUGCAUGAGUUGUUCUACACAAUUGACAGACGUCAUACCAACAAUCUGGACACGGGGAAGCUGUGUGAUUACUUCUCUGAACACCUCGGGGAGUACCUCGAUGUUCUCUCUGCUUUGGAGAAGUUGAAUGUCACAAUCUUAAAAGCUCUGGACAAAACAAAAGAGGAAUAUCAGAGCUCCUCUCAGCUGAGCCAAUUUGUGACGCGGUUUCUUCUGCGGGAGACAUCCAGCCAGUUACAGUCCCUGCAGGGCUCACUAGAGUGCGCGAUGGAGGCGGUGGAGGAGCAGAGCUGCAAAGGAAGGACGGACAUGAAGAAGCCCGAGGCUCUCUCUGUGCAGCGGACUGGACGGCGAUGUGGCCGAAGGACCCAGAAGACUGUGUGCUUGUCUCCUACAGAUCCAUACUCGGGCAUGCUCACCUCAGGGAUUUGUGUUGAGCCAGACAAGCACUGGGCGUCACAGAUCUCCAGACUCCAGCAGCUCAUUGACAAGCUAGAGUGUAAGAGCCCCAAGCUGGAACCCCUCAAAGAAGAAACCAUCGCUGGCCCUUACAAAGCUAACAUCCUGGUGGUGCAGAGACAGAUGCCUGUAAUGGAGGAGGAGCUGGAAGAGUUCCGGCAGGCUCUCAAGUACUACACUGACACCACAGCCAGUCAGAGCAGCAGCUUGCAUGUUUCGGUGCAGAAGCUGCCUGAAGAAUCCUGCUUCAUAAUGUAUGAAUUCUGGCAAGACAGAAACUCGUGGACAUGCUAUCUCCAGUCGAAUGCUAGUAAGAUGUUCCAGCACAGUGUCAUUGACUUCUUGGAGAGCCCCGAGCUUGUCACCACCAUGCUGCUUCCAGCCUCCUGGUGGAUUACGAACAAGUGACAGUGCUGUCUGUACCCAAACAGCUCCUGAAAAUGAAAUUCCAGUCUGAAAUCCCAGUUUUGAAAUGAUGAAAUGAAUAACACGUGUGCAGCACCUCUAGAACACGCUAAGGCAGCUAUACUUCUAAUGACAGGCCUGCUAGAAAUACAAAAAUAUAUAUUUACAUGUUAAACUUACAUGGAAUUUUCAUUUUUGUUUUAGUUAUUUUUAAAGAAUAAAAAAACUUUGGCUUUGCAACAGUCAAAAUCUAAAAUUAGCACUGGACACCCCCCCCCGAGGAUAAAAAUGAAAACGUUGGCAUUAUGAUAGAUUAAAAAAAAAGGCUUAUCAGUGAUAUCUGUAACCUGCAGGGAAAAAAAUUAAAAAAAACAGGUUACUUAACAGGAUGUCUAUACCACCUUAUAUUUAGUUUAUAUAUAUAUUUUUUUCAAAAAUAUGCAACAGUGCACUUAGCAUAACCGUGGCAAAAGCAUGGGAAAAUGGCAAAAUGACCUUGCAAAUUUACCAUGGUAACAUUCUAGAAGGGUAGGAGCCUGUAUAUAAUCUACUGCUCAAAAUACAGCCACAGGGAAUGCUAAAAUUUGAGCAGGUUUGUUAAUGUUGAAGGAAAGCAUUAUCAGUCCUGAUGUAUUUCAUGUUUAUUUUGUAACAGUGGAAAGUGUUUGCUUAGUACAGUUUUUAUUCUUGAAUGAUAAUCUUUUGAUCAUUUUCUAUUAGAAUCCUCCUUUAUUUAAAGAUUUAGCUCUGGUUUUGAAAAUCAUUUAUUUUAUCAUCCGUAUUGCUAUAAAAAAGCUUUCAACGCCACCACAGAAGCCCUUUGAUGGCAUUAGUAUACCAACAUCGUUUUGCACAGAAUUUCUUUCUUUUCAUUAAAAAAGCUGGCUAAUUCUGCACAGUUCUACCAACGGUUAAAACAGUUUGCUAUCUUCUUUGAAUCAGGAAAAAACUGUCACAAAAGAAAGAUCUAUGGAUCAGGUUUUGGACACAGGUCAAAAUGUAUGUCUAUUUCAGAACGCAAGGCUGUAGAAACUGAUUUACAAAGUGACCAUAUUUAGUGCAGUGCAAGUAAAUUAUACUGAAGCUAUAUAAAUAGCGUGCAUGUACCCUACUAGCAUAUUAGGCAUGGCUAGUGGAUUAAAUGGCGAGUCUGUAAGGUCCUGUAGGUACGCAGUUUUGUUUUUAUUGUGUGAAUUCAAAUUUUUGGACUGUGCCGUUAUGUUCACUAAAGUGGGAGUGGGGGCUAUAAUAUAUGGUUAGAUUUUAAAUAGUGCUGUUUCUGCCCUAUUAUAAACAAAGUACGUGCAAAAGCAAAGGCACAUUUUCAAAGAGGUACAAUGCAGUGUAAAACCAUCAAGAAACAACUUAGUUGAGAGAAAGAGCUGUUCAUUUACUGUUCUGAGUAAUCUCUUGCUAGUUUUAUACCGUUAUAAUUGUUUUAUUCCUCUCUAAAAUGUUGUCUUUUCUUUUUCAUUCAGAUUUCAACAGCUGAAUUUUCAUUGCUAGUUAUAAAGGUUUGAAAUGGUAAUGCUCAGAAAUGAACUGGCUCUGUAUUCUCUUGACAAAUUGUGUUUCUUUGCUGUACAGUAUCUCUUAAAGUAAAAAAAAAGCAUAUUUCAGCUUUCUGGAUUCAAGGUUUGGCUUGUGCUUAAUAAAAAUGGACUUGGUUUUAUCCAAAUGGUAUUGCAUUGUAUUUUUAUGGUUAAGGAAUGAAAUUCAGCAAUCACUGUUGAGUGGUGAGCAGCAAGAUUGAGGAAGUGAAAAACAGAAGUGCAUGAUUCUAACUGGAUAUCCAUCUAGAAUAUCAAACCCAACACGGGUUUAGAGCAGUGAGAUUAAGGUAUUAGUUUAGACAACCAUCACUUGAUAUUAGAAUUUAAUCUGUUGCCAUGUUCUUUGGAAAACUGCUAAACACAAAAGUAUAUUAAGCAUAACAAUCUUCUUACCACUCGUAUUUCAAGCU
This is a messenger RNA of Polyodon spathula (Mississippi paddlefish), 3222 nucleotides long. Its product is annotated as N-terminal EF-hand calcium-binding protein 1-like. Gene Ontology annotation, molecular function: calcium ion binding. The transcript is spliced from 13 exons. Gene Ontology annotation, cellular component: Golgi cis cisterna; endoplasmic reticulum; cytoplasm. Gene Ontology annotation, biological process: regulation of amyloid precursor protein biosynthetic process. NCBI's taxonomy places the organism in Eukaryota, Metazoa, Chordata, Actinopteri, Acipenseriformes, Polyodontidae. The coding region runs from base 174 to 1262 and encodes 362 amino acids. The record is from RefSeq and is a predicted model, not a curated record.